This is a messenger RNA of Peromyscus leucopus (white-footed mouse), 3365 nucleotides long. RefSeq names its product CAP-Gly domain containing linker protein 3 (gene Clip3). Lineage: Eukaryota; Metazoa; Chordata; Mammalia; Rodentia; Cricetidae. Gene Ontology annotation, biological process: cytoplasmic microtubule organization. Gene Ontology annotation, cellular component: microtubule plus-end; nucleus; cytoplasm. Bases 218 to 1855 code for a protein of 545 amino acids. The record is from RefSeq and is a predicted model, not a curated record. Gene Ontology annotation, molecular function: microtubule plus-end binding. The transcript has 14 exons.
CCCCUCCUUCUCCAUCCCCCAUCCCCCAGCCAGCGUCUGGGCCUCGUCCCCUUCUCUCUGUCUCCCUCUCCUCCCCCAUCUCGUCCCCCGACACUGACACCCCGUUACUCCGGCAGUCUCCUCAGUCCCAGCCUUUCUCUCCAACCCCCGCCAUCCGAGGAUUUGCCUCCAGGCCACCCCCCAACUUUGCUCAGGCCCCCCAGGGCUAUCGAGGACCAUGACUAAGACAGAUCCUGCCCCAAUGGCCCCUCCACCCCGAGGGGAGGAAGAAGAGGAGGAGGAAGAGGAUGAACCGGUCCCAGAACCCCCCAGCCCCACCCAGGAGCGCCGGCAGAAGCCUGUCGUGCACCCCUCGGCACCUGCCCCGCUCCCCAAGGACUACGCUUUCACCUUCUUUGACCCCAAUGACCCUGCGUGCCAGGAAAUUCUGUUUGACCCGAAGACCACCAUUCCAGAGCUGUUCGCCAUCGUUCGCCAGUGGGUGCCCCAAGUGCAGCACAAGAUAGACGUCAUUGGCAAUGAGAUUCUGCGGCGUGGCUGCCAUGUGAAUGACCGUGAUGGACUCACUGACAUGACACUGCUCCAUUAUGCCUGCAAAGCUGGGGCCCAUGGAGUCGGAGACCCUGCAGCGGCGGUGCGUCUCUCACAGCAGCUGCUGGCGCUGGGCGCGGAUGUGACCCUGCGCAGCCGCUGGACCAACAUGAAUGCGCUUCACUACGCCGCCUAUUUCGAUGUACCAGACCUUGUGCGUGUGCUGCUGAAGGGGGCAAGGCCUAGGGUGGUGAACUCCACGUGCAGUGACUUCAACCAUGGCUCAGCUCUGCACAUCGCCGCCUCAAAUCUGUGCCUGGGCGCAGCCAAGUGUUUACUGGAGCAUGGUGCCAACCCAGCGCUGAGGAAUCGAAAGGGACAGGUACCGGCGGAAGUGGUCCCAGACCCUAUGGACAUGUCCCUUGACAAGGCAGAGGCGGCGCUGGUGGCCAAGGAACUGCGGACCCUGCUGGAAGAGGCUGUCCCACUGUCCUGCACCCUCCCCAAAGUCACACUACCCAACUAUGACAACGUCCCAGGCAAUCUCAUGCUCAGUGCACUGGGCCUGCGCCUAGGAGACCGAGUGCUGCUAGACGGCCAGAAGACUGGCACACUGCGCUUCUGCGGGACCACGGAGUUCGCCAGCGGCCAGUGGGUGGGCGUGGAGCUGGAUGAGCCGGAGGGCAAGAACGAUGGCAGUGUCGGGGGUGUCCGGUACUUCAUCUGCCCCCCCAAGCAGGGUCUCUUUGCUUCUGUGUCCAAGAUCUCCAAGGCGGUGGACGCACCCCCGUCAUCCGUUACCUCCACACCCCGGACUCCCCGGAUGGACUUCUCCCGUGUAACUGGCAAAGGCCGGAGGGAACACAAAGGGAAGAAGAAGUCCCCGUCUUCCCCAUCUCUGGGCAGCCAGCGUGAAGGGGCCAAGGCUGAAGUUGGAGACCAAGUCCUGGUGGCAGGCCAGAAGCAGGGGACUGUGCGCUUCUACGGGAAGACUGACUUUGCUCCAGGUUACUGGUAUGGCAUCGAGCUGGACCAGCCCACAGGCAAGCAUGACGGCUCUGUGUUUGGUGUUCGGUACUUCACCUGCGCCCCGCGACACGGGGUCUUUGCACCAGCCUCUCGCAUCCAGAGGAUUGGUGGAUCCACUGAUCCCCCUGGAGACAGUGUCGGAGCCAAAAAAGUGCAUCAAGUAACAAUGACACAGCCCAAACGCACCUUCACAACAGUCCGGACCCCAAAGGACAUUGCUUCAGAGAACUCCAUCUCCAGAUUACUCUUCUGCUGCUGGUUUCCCUGGAUGCUGAGGGCGGAGAUGCAGUCCUAGAGGCCCUGGAUACCCAACAAAGAGACAGAGUCCCCUCUAGCAUCUCCUGACACAAGGAGCCCCCAGUCACCCCAAAUAGAGACUCCCAGUGACACCUCCAGAAUAGAAACCCCGUUAGCCAGCCCUCGAUUACUGAGGUCCCAUUGUUAACAGAUCUCCCAUGGCGACUCCCCAAAUACAGACCUCAUGUUACCCCAAAAGAGAUUCCCUGAGUAGCACCUUCAGGCUAGUCCCUGCCCCCUACCCCUCAGAGCAGAUUUCCCCCAAUAAACAGAUUUCCACAUCACCCAAGUGAUGCUGGCCCUCUCCACACAGGACAUUCUUGAGUUCCUCACCAGUGGAUCAGAGCCCCAUGAAUGAAGACCCCCUCCCCAUUCUCCUUAAGCAUAGGUCAUGCCUCCAGAAUAGCCGACCACAUCCCAUUUAACAUCAGUCUCCUCAAGAUGUUGUGACCCUGAGGUCACCUGAAAGCCCUUAUACGCUAUUCUCCUUAUCAGAGACUCCCUCCAUUCACAAGACCCUGUUAUCACCCCUGAAGAAGACACCCACUGAAUCAGCCCAGUCACCCCCAAUUUACAAACACCAAAACAGUCCUGGAAGCAUGAGUUACAGGACACCAAGUCUUCCUGCCCUCUGCACCCUUGAAAAACCCCCAGUGCCUUGUAUGAAGCCCACCCCACAUGGCCCACAGUCCCUGUGCUGGCCAAGGCUCCCAGAAAAUUCUCUAUUUUUUAAAAGUAAUAACUUCCCCCCCUUGGGGGAAUCCCCAAAUUUGGAGACCCCCCAUUCUAGAACUCCGGGGAGUUCAAAUUCCAGAGAAUAUAUAUAUAGAUAUAUCCCCAAUUCCCAAUGCCUCCAAAUCCUACAAUCCCUAGAAAACCCCAAAUUUCUAAUUCCCAGAACUCCCCCUACCCAAGACACAGAAUCUUCAAAUCCCCAGGGAAUCCCAAAUUUAAGACCCCAAUCCCAAACUCAGGAAACCCCCAACCACAAGGUCCUUAGGACUGGGAGGAAGGAACCUGUUGCUUAGAGAACAUCCCAGGCUUCCAGGACAUCUCAAACCUGACUCCCAGGCUCCAGGAGACCCCAAACAGGAAGUCCCAUCUUGAACAAGAAUAGAGGACUCCAAUGCCCUUAGUCCAUGGAUCUUCUGAUCUCCCAAACUCCAAAUUCCACGGGCCCCAGCCUCAAGGGAACCCCCAAGUCCCAAAUCUCCGAUUUUUAAUUUGUGCAGGGCCCUAGUGCUCUGACAGGACCCCAAGUCUUGGAGUCCCUAUUUCAAUCUACCUUCCGGUCACAGAUCCAAGACACUGCAUCUGCGUCAUUGGCCCCAAAGGACCUCACAGCACUUGGGCCAGACCAACAGCCUGAGGGAGAACCUGAAGGCCCCAUGGGUCCCGAGCAGACCUGGGGCCCUGAUCACCAAGGACAGCUCAGGACUGCCCCUUCACUGCAUGCCCCCAAACUCAGCAUGACUCCUGUCCUCUUCAAUAAAGACGUUUCUAUGGCC